Messenger RNA from Diachasma alloeum, 4534 nucleotides. It is a transcript of the gene Rrp5, whose product is annotated as protein RRP5 homolog. Gene Ontology annotation, molecular function: protein binding; RNA binding. Gene Ontology annotation, cellular component: nucleolus; small-subunit processome; nucleus. The record is from RefSeq and is a predicted model, not a curated record. The transcript has 4 exons. Gene Ontology annotation, biological process: rRNA processing. Lineage: Eukaryota; Metazoa; Arthropoda; Insecta; Hymenoptera; Braconidae. The coding region runs from base 178 to 4455 and encodes 1425 amino acids.
GGAGAAGAACAAGGGACCACGCCAGAGUGUGCAAUGCGUAGAUAAAGAAUUUAUCAGUACGUUAAUUAAACAUUAAUGUGAUAGAUAAAGAUUAUUCAAUCUGCCCUACACUCAUACUUGUAAUUCAAAUAUUGAAAUAUUUACAUUAAUGAAUUAAAACUGUAGUGUCAAUUCAAGAUGGUGUCACGCAAUUUUCCACGAGGUGGUAAAAAACCUUCGAAGAAAAAUGUAACAAAUUACUUAUUUCAUCGAACGUCAAACCCGAAGCCUAAUGCAGACGGAUUUGGAGGUGAACGUGUAGAAUUGAAUACCGAAAUCGUUGCAAGGACUGCACAAUGUUUAACGUACACAACUCUCUCACAAGGAAUGACUCUUCUCGGUCGAGUGCACAAUUCUACCCAGUACGAUGUCACCAUUUCUCUCCCAGGGCGAUUGAGUGGAUUUUUACCAGUCACGAAUAUCAGUGAAGCCUACACAAACCUUCUCCAGAAUAUAGUCUCCUCAAAAGCUCACCCAGCAGACUUCAGACCUCUGUCGGAGCUUUACAAACGAGGAGACUAUGUAGUUUGCUGUGUAAAAACUAUCAAUACACAGAGUAAACAUCGAGUUAUUCUUUCGGUUGAACCUGAAAUGAUUAAUCAAAAUUUGGAUGUUGGCAAAUUGAGGCAAGGAUCCAAAAUUGCGUGUUCUGUUAGUAGUGUUGAAGAUCAUGGCUAUGCCGUGCAUACUGGCGUUCAGAAUCUUCGCGGAUUUUUGGAAACCAAUUAUGUCAAAGACGGAGUUAAAUACUAUCCGGGGCAACAGAUUUUCUGCGCAGUUCGCUCAGCAACCACCGCCGAGAGUAUAACAACAGUGAAACUAUCAACAAAACCCACACACUUGAAUGCACCCUCAUUAUCCAAAGCUCAGCACGUAGAUACCCUGAUCCCUGGAACAAAAUUUCUACUGACAAUUGGAAAAAUUCUCCCUGACGGACUUCAGGUUACCUUCAAUACUGAUAACAUUGGCUAUAUAAACCGGCUGUAUCUCCAGAAACCCUUAGACACGUACGAACAGGGUUCAGAGCUUCACGCAACAUUUCUCUACACUCUCCCCAUCGUGAAAUUUUCAUACUUCACCGAAAUGCCUCUAGAACCAGAACUCGAAAUUGUCAAAUGUGGGGAAAUCGAAAAAGCACGAGUUAUUUUUCAAGACGCGAGAGGAAUUGUCCUGCGACUUGAAAAGAACAUUCGUGGAUUUCUCCCUUUCAAGCGUACGGGGGUUGACUUCCAGAGAAUUUCUGAAAAAUUCACUCCGAACUCUACCCACACAUGUAGAAUAUUAACGUACGAUAAUUUUGAUCGAGUCUACGUCUGUUCAACUCUGAAGCACGAACUUACCUCCGAGAACAAGAUCCCAGAGACAGUGACUCUGGGUGACGUUAUGGAAGUGAAAAUUAUCCGUCAAAACCGAGAAAACAAAUUUCUUUUCGUAAAAUCAGGAAGAAUCCUAGGAGAUGUAGCUCCGGAGCAGAUUCAUGACAUCGAUGAUGCAGUUGUCCCCUUAAUCAGCGAAAAACUAUUAGCGAGAGUCCUUUCAAGAGACAAAAAAGGAGAACGUUUCAAUUUCACAUUGAAAAAGUCAUUAGUAUACAGUCAUCUUCCAAUUCUAUCAGAAUUCGCUGAAGCUCAAGUUGGUUCCACAUAUUUAGCAACAAUCAUCCGUAAAAGUGGACAAGGACUAUUGGUUAAAUUCUACGGUGAUCUAAAAGGUGUAAUUCCUGUAAAAUCAUUACAAAACAUUCGUGGGGGAAUUAAAGCAUUCAGACAGGGCCAAGUGGUGCAUGUGAAGGUCGCAAACAUCAUCGUCCAGGAACAUAGGUUAAUCCUCGAGCUCUGUGCAGAAGAUGAAGAAUGGAAGAUAAGUCCUUUUGAGAUCGGUGCGACAGUAGAGGGGAAAGUCAUGGACUCUUCAGUUGAAGGAGUCCAUGUUCGCAUUCCUCACCCCUCUGGAAAAGGUACCAUCACAGCAUACUUGCCAGCAGGACACAUGUCGCCUUGUCAAGAAAUGGGAAAACGCAUGGCUGUUCUUUCAGUUCCCGGAGAUACUAUUUCAGCUCGAGUCUUCUCCACAACUCCGGAAUUUGUGUUAACGAAAACAUUGAUCCCUCAAGAGUGGUAUAUAGAUAUAAAAAACUUAUCCAUUGGUGACUGCAUUCCCUGUUCCAUCACGCAAAUCCACACAACAGGAAUUAAAGUUUUGUUGCCGGUGAAGAACUUAAAAUGCUACGGAAUUGUAGCGCUGAAUAAAAUAGACCAUAUAACAAUGCUAUUUAAACACCAAAUAUUGUUUGGAAAGAUCACUCAAAUCAAUAAAAAAACUCAGGUCAUUCAUCUGACAACGAGUCUCCAUGAAGUCUGGUCGUCUGCUGUAGAAAAUGACACCGAUGUCAUUACUUCUGUUGAUGUUCUGGCUUUAUAUCUUUCGAAGUUGAAGGAGUUAUCCUUACAGAGUUAUUAUAAUACAAAGACAAUCUCGAAAAUGAAACUAGGACAAAAAGUCUCUGGAGUUGUUGAGAAAAUAAGUGAAAAUGGAGUCAUUAUUAAGUUAAAUAACGGUAUUCCGGCAACUGUGCGGAAAGGUCAUUUUAAAAAAUCACUGAAAGUUGGUGAUGAAGUGAAUGGAUCUGUUCUAUGGAUGAAUUACAUUGAUGAACUUGUCGAGAUUACCUUGAAUCCAAUUUGGAUUCAUGCCAUCAAACCUAAGCAGAAUAAAAUCCUUGAAGAUGGUUUUAGAAAAAGGUUGAAAGGAGAAAUUGUUUUGGUAGAUAAGUGGUUUGUUCUUGCUGUUGUGAAGGGCUGCGGUAAGGGGAGUCUCGUGGCAUUACCUACUAAAGCCCAUGUGAACGAUCUGACACCUGAUCUAUCAAAUUAUAGAAUUGGAGCUACGAUCAAGUGUUAUGUUAUCCUGAAGGAUGAUGAAUCAGAAAUUGUUCCGAUUGUUUAUAGAGAGACUGCGUUUGUUACGACAAAACAAUUAAAUGAUAAGAAAAUGAAUUCUGCGGUGAAGAUAGAAGAUAUCACAAAACCUAACGAUCAAGGCUCCGAAAGUCAAACGCUGAAAAGGAAUAGAGAAGCAGAUGACGUUCUAGAUGAAACCAGACAAUCUAAAGUUACUAAGAAACUUGAAGAUACUUUAAUGCCAAAAUUCUUUGAUUAUAAAUCUGAAGAGACCAAACAAAAACGAAAACCACAACAUUCACAGUCACAAGAUGAAGAACUUGAAGUGAUUGUACCAAAAGAGGAAGAACAACAUAGAGCAAAACUCAUCUGUGCUAGCUCAAACGAAUCAGAGGCUAUGGGAAAAGUCGCAGUGAUUCGUGAAGCAAUUGAAGACUCAGGGUUAAAAAUUCAAAAUAAAAAAUAUGCAGAAGUAGAAGAAUUGAGUAUUCCAGAAUGUGGAUUUUUCUGGGACUCAAAACCAGACACUGCCCUGUGUCUCAAAAAGGAGUCCAGUGGUGACGAAAGAGCAUUUGAAGAACUGCCCACCAGAAAAAAAAGAAAAAUAUCUGCCAUGGAGCGAAGAGAAUUCGAGCGUCAGAAGGAAACAGAAAUCAGAGAGAAAGAAGAAGAACUAGCUAGCAAUCAAGUUCCCAAUUCAGUGGAGCAGUUCAAUAGGCUUAUACUGGCUAGUCCUGACAGUUCCUUCGUGUGGUUGCAAUACAUGGCAUACCACCUUCAAAGUACAGAGAUAGAAAAAGCGAGAGCUGUAGCUGCACAGGCCCUCAAGACUAUCAAUUUCAGGCAGGAAAAUGAGAAGCUAAACAUCUGGCAGGGUUGGUUGAAUCUCGAGUCAAGAUUUGGUACCCCAGAGACCUUGAACAAAAUCUUCCUGGAAGCUAUCAAAGCCAACGACUCUCAAAAGAUCUAUCUUCAUAUGUUGAAGAUCCAUUCAGAUGCUGGGAGAACUGCUGAAAUCGAAAGAACGGUGAAAACCAUCACGGGAAAGUUUAAGAGCCUCCCAGAGGUUUGGGUGCAAUGUGGAGCUGUACUAUUAAAGUCGGGAUUGACUGAAAAAUCAAGGCAAACCAUGCAGAGGGCUCUCCAGUCCCUCCCUGCAGCCGAUCAUGUGUAUCUCACGGUGAAGUUCGCACAGUUGGAGAAUAAAUUUGGGGAUAAUGAAAGAGCUGAGACACUUUUCGAAAAAAUAUUAUCAUCUUAUCCGAAAAGAGUUGACGUCUGGUCUAUUUACGUUGAUGUUUUAAUUAAAUCAAAGCGUUAUGAUUCUGCACGGAGAAUCCUAGAACACGCUGUUAAUCAAAUACUGCCCCCAAAGAAGAUGAAAGCGUUAUUUGAGAAGUAUGUUACUUUUGAGGAACAAUAUGGAACUACAGAAACUCUCUCACAUACACGCAAACUUGCCAGGAAAUACGUGGAGAAUUACGGCAGUGGGGGCAACCUUGAAUUUAAUCACUGAAACUUUUGUUCCUUUAUUUUGGAAAUGAUGAAAUUGUUAAUCGACAAUAAAUGAAAAACUGAAAUGAAUUCAACUUUAA